AUCAUUUCAAGAGUUUUGAUCUGAUUCGAUAUUGAGUCAGAUACUGUAUACAGUUCAUCGAAGCAUCAAUCUAGCAUGUCCUCCCGUCGUCGUAACCACACUCCCAACCACUCUUACGGGCAUUCAUCGACAUCCACGGCCCCAUACAGUCGUCUUACUCCGCGCCCUGGCAAUGGUCCUACCACUAUUACAUUAACCGUAUCUCCAACAGCUAUUGCUACAUGGCGGAGACGCUUGGAGCUUGCGAAGCAGCAGGGCGAUCAGCGUCAAAUUCAGCGGUUUGAGCGGAACAUCCAGUAUGCCGAACGUCCUCAGGAAAGGAUACUCAAUUAUAUCGGAAUGCCCUACACUCCUGGUGUUCACGGCCCUGCUCGAAGAAUUGCUUUGGAUCUUGACGGAUUCGACUUGGACUUUGUCUAUUGGGACUCGCGGUUGAUGGGAGAGAAAGUGGUUUUUAGCUGUACAGUCAUGCCGCACGAUCUCCCACCCACUGCUACCUACGACUGGCGGGAGCAUAACGUGAAGGUCUUUGCGAUUCACUUCUUGGAUCGUGAAGAAGAGGUUACAAGUGAUUACCUGAUGACUGCCAUGGCGGGACAACGGAUGCUUGUCAAGGUCCCAAUGCGCGAUUCAACUACGAAUUACGUGUCUCGACUUGUCAUAUUGCAGCCUGCAGUGGCUUCCUUAUCUGAGCCUAGAAUUGCCCGGUAUUAAAUGGUUAUCAUCGUUGGAGCUCACUCUCUUCAUUCGCUCAUAUGGUGUAUUCUCCUGAUUCGAUUCGAUUCCUUUGUCAGUGCUUUCCCUACGCUUUCUCCCGUUGAUAUAAUUUUCUUCGAAUGUAAUAUCUCAAUGGAACUUAAAAUCUGGUG
Marasmius oreades (fairy-ring Marasmius) is the source of this 869-nucleotide messenger RNA. RefSeq lists its product as uncharacterized. The transcript is spliced from 3 exons. The coding region runs from base 76 to 714 and encodes 212 amino acids. The record is from RefSeq and is a predicted model, not a curated record. NCBI's taxonomy places the organism in Eukaryota, Fungi, Basidiomycota, Agaricomycetes, Agaricales, Marasmiaceae.